CUCGCUUUCACCACUCCACUUUUACUAUAUCUCUCCCUCUCCCUCUCCCUCUCUAAGUUCGAGAGCUUGUUAUUGAUCACCUAAACUUCGGCCGACACGUAAAUAACGUUAGAGGCUACGGAGUCAGCCACUCACAGCCACACUCCUCACCAAACCAUCCGAACAAAGGGGAAAGACAGAGAGAAGCGGGACAUGUCGCCGGCGGCCGCCGUUGCGUCACCGUCCAUGGCGACGGCUCAACCAUAUCCUCCAACGAUGAUGAUGCCGGACGCGUUCGCCAAGGACGCGAUCAUAGCGUGGUUCCGUGGCGAGUUCGCUGCGGCCAACGCCAUCAUCGACGCGCUCUGCGGCCACCUGGCCCAGGUGGAGGGGGGCGGAUCGUCGGAGUACGAGUCCGUGUUCGCGGCUGUCCACAGGCGGCGGCUGAACUGGAUCCCGGUUCUCCAGAUGCAGAAGUACUAUUCCAUUGCCGACGUGGCCCUUGAGCUCCGACGAGUCGCCGAGAAGAAAGCGAUCAAGGGCGAUGAUGUGAAAAAUCAUGACGAGAAAGUUAAGGUUUUCGUGAAUGAAGAGGUGAAGAUUCGAGAAGUUUACGAGGAACUGUCGACGGAGAACGGUGAAUGUGGCGGCGGGGAGGUGAUCGACGAAGGCUCGACGAGGGAUGAUUCACUUGAAAGUGAGAUUACUGAUACAGGAUCUCAAGAACCGCAGCCCACAUCAGAAACUGUAGAUUUGUGUUCUAACCAUGAAGACUGCGAGGCACGUCGUGCUCUGAUCAAGGUGACCAAAGGGUUUACAGCCAAAGAACAUGUCAAAGGGCAUAUGGUGAAUGUAGUCAGAGGUCUCAAGUUGUAUGAAGACAUAUUCACUGAUUCAGAGCUCUCUAAGUUAAAUGACUUGGUGAAUGAGCUCCGGGCUGCUGGCCACAAUGGUGAACUCUCAGGAGAGACCUAUAUUCUGUACAACCAGCAGACGAAGGGGAACAAAAGAGAGCUAAUUCAACUUGGAGCUCCUAUUUUUGGGCACAUAAAAGAGGAAUCAACCGGCAAAGAUGAAGAUAGUCACAUUGAGCCAAUUCCUACUCUUCUUCAAGGAGUUAUUGACCACCUGAUUCAGUGGCAUCUGAUAUCAGAAAAUAGAAAACCAAACAGCUGCAUCAUCAACUUCUUCGAUGAGGGUGAAUAUUCACAGCCUUUUCUAAAACCUCCUCAUUUGGAGCAACCUAUCUCUACUCUUCUCCUAUCUGAAUCAACCAUGGCUUUUGGACGAACUCUCAUAAGUGAUGCUGAUGGGAACUACAAAGGGCCACUCAUGCUUUCCCUGAAAGAAGGGUCUCUUCUAGUCAUGAGAGGAAACAGCUCUGAUAUGGCAAGGCACGUAAUGUGUCAAUCUCCAAACACACGAGUGAGCAUCACAUUCUUCAGAGUUCGGUCCAACACAAACCAAAACGAUUCAUCGACAAUACCUCCUCUGAGUAGAGCCUUGACUCUAUGGCAACCUGGUGCUCCGAACUCAUACACAAUUCCAAAUGGAGCCAUGAAUGCCUACGAGGCAACAAUGAAUAUGAUCCCUAAAUGGGGGGUAAUUCGUACCCCAGUGGUCAUGUUAGCAGCUCCAAUGCACCCUAUGGUUGUGAGCCCCAGAAAGAGCCCAAAUGGUAGUGGUACUGGGGUGUUCUUACCCUGGGCUGUUGGAUCAAGGAAACCAGCAAAACAUCUGCCUCCUCGUGCCCAAAAGGGACGACUUCUCUCACUACCGUCCUCAGUUGAAACGCUUAAAAAGGAGCCCACUUUGGACUCAUGUGUGAUUGCUGAGGUGAAAAUGGGUUAAGCUGUCUCAUUCCAGCACCGAGGCAAAAGCAGGUAGGCGACUGAGGGAUGGCUGCUGUUAGCUGCAAACUCGGGAAGAGCUUCGCUUGUUGUAACAAGUAGUCUCAGGUGCUGACACAGGAUUUUUAUUUUUAUUUCUAUUUUUUCCCCCCCGGCUUCUACUUAUGAGAAGAAUUAGGUUCUAGUACUGGGUUUUCAAUGUCAAUUGUGGUAGGGCUGAAGAGAGAGUUGAGUUUUAAGUUAAAAGGAGUGUGAAUUAGUCUUGAAAGAGGGCUGAUUUUGUAUCAACUUCUUUUAGGUUUUUCUAAGUAAUCUGUUCACAGGACCAUGAGGAUGCUUUAAGGUUGCAUAUCUGUAUGUAUGUGCAGUUCUUUUUUUGUUCAAAA
Molecule: messenger RNA, 2215 nt
Organism: Rhododendron vialii
Lineage: Eukaryota; Viridiplantae; Streptophyta; Magnoliopsida; Ericales; Ericaceae
Product: RNA demethylase ALKBH10B-like
Exons: 7
Coding region: 193-1830 (545 amino acids)
Biological process (GO): mRNA catabolic process
Molecular function (GO): demethylase activity; mRNA binding
Source: RefSeq, a predicted model, not a curated record